AUGCAUAGUGCCGAGGUUUCUCCGCCACCAGCCACGCCGCGAGUUCCUGAUUCCUCUCUGUCUUCCGACCCAAGUUUUGUGCCAGACCGAAAACUAUUCAGGCCGCCAGACGCUCUGCUGGCGACAACGAUGGCAGCGCCUUCCACAACAGUCCCUCCUCCGCAUCUGCCGCCGGGAGCGCUGCAGCCGACUGGCGCGCCGCUCGGCGCAGAAGAUGCCCCCAUCACUCCUGGCGCAGCGGCGAGCACAGCUGCGAGUCAAAGCAGCGAUGCCAGUUCUCUCUCCCCCGGCCUCGGAGGAGCGCCCUCUGCGGCUUUGCCGAGUCCCUCUUCGGCGGCGAAUCCAGCGUCGUAUGAACCCGUUGAAGCUGAGGCGGGACACAUUUACCAGCCCGGCACAAAGGCCGAGGUUCGGUUAGUAUACCGUAUCAAGAAAGGGCCUGGCGCGGGGCGCCAUCAGAAGUCCUUCUCCAUCUCGCGCUAUGGUGUCCAAGGAGCGUGGGAGCAAGCUGAGGCAGCCCGCCAAUUCAUCAACGCAAACGGGACGCUGCCGCCCCAUUUUGUAGUGGCCUCUCUGCCGUCGCGAAACAGCCCGAAUGCGUCAUCCGGCGGCAGCAGUCAGAAAAACCGCAGAGUCGCUUCGUGCGGAUCUGCAAACGCGACGACCAGCGCCGCAGGGGCCGCCUCCCUCCCGGGGGCGCUCGCCUCUCAGGCCCCCAGCGCCGGGGCCGGAGUCGCGGGUCCAAGUACCCCUUUGACCGGGAAUUCGGCUGCGGGUCGUUCGCCCCGAGGCACUGGGAGAUUUGCCGUCAGCGCAGGCCGCGGCAGCGCCACCGCCGCACGGGCUGCCGACGGUCCAGUCGACCGGAGACGAGGCGCAGCUGGCAGCGGCGCCUCGCAGGGCGAUGAGACCCGCGACGAGGCAGGCACGCCUGCAGGCUCUGCGGCGGCAACUCCGCGGGGCGCGCGCAGUCGCGGCGCGUCGGCGCGGAUGGCGACGGCGCUGAACGCAGCAACCGGUGCGCCUGCAGGACCUCGAGGACCCCCCCCACCCGCCGUGGGCGGCGCCGCGGGCACGUUUGGGGCUGCUGGGCUCCACACGGGCGCAUCGGCGCCAGCAGCGGCAGUGCAGGCGCCACCGGCUGUCGGCGCCGGAGCCAUGCGGCCAGGCGCCCCCGGCGCCGUCCAAGGCGUCGCAGGGUGUCUCUUUCCAGCGGCCGCCGCCGUUGUCUCUGGAGCCGCUGGAGGGGCGGCGGGCGUUGUGGGGGCGCCGGGGUGGACUCCGGGUGCAGCGGUGAGGGGCCCGAACGGCAACAUUCUCACGGUGGAGGAUCACCAGCGGCUCGCAGCGGUAGCCGGCGCGACCGCGGGGAAUGGCGCCGUGCUCAACCCCCUCAAUCCGUCGCCAGCCUUUUUUGGACUGUUUCCAGGCUUUGUGGCCGCGCAGGCGACUGCGGCCUCGAGCGGAGCAGCGCCUGGCGAUGGCGCGAAAGCUGUCGCGGGUGUUCCAGCUCUAGGCGUGUCUUCCGUAGCUCCCGCCGCAGGUGGAGGGCUGCCUGCCGCAUCCGGCGUCCGCUCCCUCGCAGCCUCGGGUCUUCCAGGAUCUCACGUGAACAACCCGGCGUUAGGCAUCGUUGGAGGGGGCUUGCGCGGCAACUUCCUGUUUUCGUCGCUCCCUGGUUCACACGUGUCCUUCUUGCAGCGGGAAAAUAGUGGAGGCGACGCGGCAGGGAGCUCUGCGCAGCCGCCGCAGCAAGCGGGUGCGGAGGGCAGCGCCACAGCGCAGCCGAAAGAAGAAGGCGAGCAACGUAGUAUCCCAGAGGGUUGCUUCAGGCUGCUUCUCCCGUUCGGAGCCCUGUCGCGGACCUUUUUCGCUCCGGCGACCGCGGUCGCGGCUGCCGGAGUCGCUCAAGCGGGUGACGUCUCCACACCGUCGAACGCGACUCCCGGCGCUGCGCCGGCAGUCGUGGGAGGAACGCAGUUACAUGCCGCCCCUGGGUUGGGGAAGGGCUUUGUUUUUCAUCCGCCGCCAGCGACGUCGCCGUCCUCGUUUUCUACAACGGCCUCGUCUCCGAGCGCAGCGGACGGCAAGCCUCACCACGCCGCUCGUGCUCCGCCGCCCGCCGGCGUGGCGCCUGCGCAUCAGCCAGGGACCGCUGCGGCCUCGUGCGCGCCUGUGGGUUGUCAGGCUCAGAGUGUGGCCGCUGGAGGGUCUCCAGCGUGCAGCAGCAGCACCAGUGCUGGCUGUGCAAGCACUGUAGACGAAGAGAAUCAGAGUCGAAACGGGAGAAGAGGAAGCGAGAGUAGCAGCUCGAGUACGAGCUCCUCGCCGGUGAGUAGCAGAGGCAUUGCGGGUGUCGCGGGGAAGGAGGCGGAUGGCCGGCGAGGAGAGGAGGAAGUUGUGCGAGUGCAGCGGGCGAAUGGCGUUGUCGUGGACUCGGCGGUGGGCAGCGGAGGCAGCAGGCAGCCCGCAUCCCGCAACGAGCAAAUGGAGGUGAAGGGCGAAGGAGGGGCCGCAGCAGCUGCGGCUCCUCUGGUUGCGGCCGCAGGCGAGGGAGUCGAGUAUGACAGUCGCGGCGGGGCGGGAGUGCACAUGCCGGUGCAUGAAGGAGAUGCGGCGGCGGCGCGUGAGGGCGAAGCUGACAAGAGGUGGAGACAAGGAGACGAACAGACAGCAGCCCAGGCGAGCCGAGAAGACGGCUCCUUCUACAGGCGAGAAGAAGAGGAGGGACAGGCGGCGGGGGGACGAGGCAGCGGAACAGCCGGCGCCAGGCGGCGCAGAUCCGAGUCGUUUAGUCACAGCCGAGGAGGGAAUCCGUCCUGGCUCUUCUCCCUCGUGGACGGAGAGGGGGACGGCGAAGAGGGCUCCGGUCCCGACUCGAGAGAUCGGGCAUCGUGCGAACAGGAAGAUCAGAAAGACGAGGAGGGAGAGAGCAUUCGAGAAGGCCGCGACGGCUUUUCUCGCAUCCGAAGCUACCAGUUUUCGAGUAUUCCGUCGCCGCCUGCGUCUUCCUUCUUGUCUUCUUCCUUCAUCCCGUCGCCGCCUCCGUCUCCGCCGUUCUCCCUGCCAGUCCGGUGUCGCCCCGGGGGGUUUUUGUCGUCGCCGAGCUGCAGCCUAGGCGCAGGACGAGCGCUCAAGCGCCGCUGCGUGGAUGUGUCGCCUCUCCUCCUCGCGUCGUCGUCGUCUCUCGUGCUCUCGGCGACUGGGGAGCGCAAGCGGUUCUUGGAAGACCGUGCAGACGAUUCCGGUGGCCGGUCGACCUCUCCGCGACGUUCAGCCAAGGGCAAUGUCCUCUCUUCACCAUCCACGUUUUUUGGCAGACGUGCGCCCUCAGGAUUCACGUCUUCGCCGACUCUCGAGAGCAAAAAGUCGUCGUCCUUGUGUUUUUCGGCCCUCCCGCCCUCCUACACGUCGCUGCGACAGAGCGAGCGUAUGCUGGCGGAGAAGCGCCUCAGGUCGGGCACGGGGUCGGCAGCGGACGUGGAUGAGUCGAACCGAAACCUCGGCGACGACGAGGAAGACCAAAGCAAGAAGAGUGGCUGCCUCACGCAGAGCGCGGACGGGCGGCACGACGAGGACUUCCUGGAUGACGAGGACGACGCCUCUCGAAGAGGGCGACCAGCAGGCGAAAGCCGACACGAGAGAAGGGGAGAGCGAGACAGUGAGCGCUUCUCGCUGCCAGAGCGUCAUGCUUUUGCAGAUGGCGAUGGCAAGGACGAGGCGUCUGGUGGCGGUCUGUCCAGUGGGAGGAAGAACGCGCUCGCAUACCUCUCUUCGCCGAUCAGCGACCUCCUGGCGUCGCCUGUCUUCCCAGGCAACAGCUCUGGCUGCUGCUGCAGAAGCGGCAGGGGGGGUUCAGAAGGCGCCGGAGGUCCUUGCACAUGCGGAGCUGCAGAGAAAGAUCGAGCAUGGCGCCGGCGAGGCGCGCCGUCGCAGCCUGGACUCGGCAGUGAAUGCAUCUCUUCGUCUGUCACUGAAUCUCCUAGUCUCUCUCCUUCGCCCUCUGCCUUCCUGCCCUUCUCGCCCUUCUGCGUGCCGCCGCGGCAGUCUCCGCCGUGCGGCCCCUCGUUGUUUCCGGCGCCCAUCGGCUCUCCGUCGUCGCCGCGGCGCGGGCCGGCCGGCAGCGGGCGGCGGCUCGUGUUGCUGCCGCAGUCGGCGUCGCUGGGGGCGAGCCCGUUUGCGUUGGAGCCGCACGGGACGCCGCAGCUCUUCAGCAACUCACUCCCGCCUGUGUUCUCCGAAAACCUCUCUGCGUCGCCCCUGUCCUUCGCGCUGGCGUCCCCUUCCGUCACCUCGUCUCUGAUGAUUCCGCCCGCGGCGCCUCUGCCGAGCAGCGCGGCGCGCGCCGCGCAGGCCUCCGCGGGGGGCUCGCUCUCGCUUCCGCGGUCUGACGGCCAAGCGUCGUCCCCGUCGCCGGGGAAGGAUUCGCAGUCCGCGGCUGCCGCGCCAGCGGAGGGGCAGCCGCCCGCUGCGGCGAAGACCGCGCCUGAGGCGGGAGGCACCGCGGCGCCGGAGAACUUCUCGUUCUUCCAGUCUCACGCCUCGUCUUCGUCGUCGGCCUUCAGUAGAGCCUCUCCGCUUCUCCCUGCACUCGACCUGGGUGGCGCUUCGGAGGUCCUGCAGGCGGCGGCGAAGGCGGCGGCCGCGGCCUCAGCCGCGAAUGCCGCCGCGGAAGGAUUUGGCUCCGGAGCCGUGGCCACGAGCGAGGCAGGAAAAUUCGGUGCGUUCUUCUCAGGUGGCUCUGGAGCCCCUCCGACGGCGCAGCCCGCAUCCUGCGCGAAUGAUAACGUGUCUGGAGAGCUGAGCGGGACGCGUGCAGCGCAAGCAGGAGGCGCGCUGACGCAGCAGAUGUCGUCCGCAGUCAAGCCUGAAGAGAGAGGGGGGGCUGGUUUGCGUUUGCCCGUGGCAGCGGCACCCGCAUGCGGAGGCCAGCUCGGGCUGCCCCAAGGAAACGUGCUGCCCGGCGGAGACCGAGCCGGAGUCGGAGGUCCUUCGCUCUUGCCGCCCCCUGCCGUCAAGCACGAUGUCGGAGGCUCUCUCCAGCGGACGCCUCUCGAAUGCAGUCCGCAGUCCUCAGGCCAGCGAGGCAACUACGCUGCGAGCGGCGCGUCUGCCGCGGCUCACGGUCCCGCGACGGGCGGUUUGAAGGACCCGAGUACGGCUGUGGUGGCGGGCAGGGAGACAGGGACUGGAGCGCCAGGUGGAGACACCGCAGGCGCGGGCCCCGGUGUUCCCUUCGCGCCGUCGGGCACGACUGCAGGGCCGCUGCCUGUCUCAGUUGUUGCAGAGGCCUCGGCUUGA
Besnoitia besnoiti is the source of this 5301-nucleotide messenger RNA. RefSeq names its product AP2 domain transcription factor AP2XII-8. The coding region runs from base 1 to 5301 and encodes 1766 amino acids. NCBI's taxonomy places the organism in Eukaryota, Apicomplexa, Conoidasida, Eucoccidiorida, Sarcocystidae. The transcript is spliced from 3 exons. The record is from RefSeq and is a predicted model, not a curated record.